UACAGACAGAGAAUAGAGGGAGAGCAGAGUGCAGGACGGAUGAGAGGGCACAGCAAGUACUGGGAAGACAUUGCACGGUGAGUCCGGUGGGCCUCGGCAGAGACAUGGACUUUCCGCCAUUAAAACACUGAUUAAAGAAUAAGUUCUAGUACUUCUGUCUGGAGCCUGGGUUUGAGAAACAGUGGAGCGAUGCAGCAGCCUGUGGAAGUAGCACUGCAUACAAAAGCGUCACUAGCCACAUCUGCUAUACGACAGUAAAGGCAGGCCGCGGUGACACAGUGCUUGCUGCUCACCAUGCCGGGGAUUGUCGUGUUCCGCCGGCGCUGGUCUGUGGGCAGCGAUGAUUUGGUACUGCCGGGAAUCUUCCUCUUUGUACUGCACAGCACCUGGUUUGUUAUCCUCUCUGUGGUUCUCUUCGGUCUGACCUAUAACCCGCAUGAGACAUGUUCCCUGAAUUUGGUGGAUCAUGGACGUGGAUAUCUGGGCAUUCUGCUGAGCUGCAUGAUUGCAGAGGUGGCCAUCAUCUGGUUGAGUAUGAGAGGAGGAAUCCUAUACACUGAGCCCCGGGACUCCAUGCAGUAUGUGCUAUACGUGCGGCUUGCAAUUCUGGUGAUUGAGUUUGUGUAUGCCAUUGUGGGCAUUGUCUGGCUCGCUCAGUAUUACACAUCCUGCAAUGAUGUCACUGCAAAGAACGUUACGCUGGGGAUGGUGGUAUGCAAUUGGGUGGUCAUACUCAGUGUUUGCAUCACGGUGCUCUGUGUUUUUGAUCCAACCGGAAGAACCUUUGUGAAGUUGCGAGCGACGAAGAGAAGGCAGAGAAACCUGCGCACAUACAACUUACGGCACCGUCUGGAGGAAGGACAAGCCAGUAGCUGGACUCGUCGCCUGAAGGUCUUCCUGUGCUGCACUCGUACCAAGGACUCUCAGUCUGAUGCAUAUUCAGAGAUUGCCUAUUUGUUUGCGGAGUUUUUCCGUGAUCUGGAUAUUGUUCCAUCUGACAUCAUUGCUGGGCUAGUCCUCCUACGUCAGAGACAGCGGGCAAAACGGAACGCAGUGCUGGAUGAGGCUAAUAAUGACAUUCUGGCAUUCUUGUCUGGCAUGCCUGUCACUAGAAAAACAAAGUACUUGGACCUAAAAAAUACUCAAGAGAUGCAGCGGUACAAGGAGGUUUGUUAUUACAUGCUCUUCGCACUGGCAGCAUAUGGCUGGCCCAUGUACCUGAUCCGGAAACCAACGUGUGGCAUUUGCCGAUUGGCAGGUGCAUGCUCCAGCUGCUGUUGCCUCUUCUCUACUCGUCCCCGAUUUGCCCCCGGAGUUACCAUCGAGGAAGAUAACUGCUGUGGCUGUAAUGCAAUUGCCAUAAAGCGACACUUCCUGGAUGAGAACAUGAAUAUGGUGGACAUUGUGUACACUUCCUGUCACGAUGCGGUUUACGAAACACCAUUUUUUGUGGCCGUAGAUCAUGAUAAAAAGAAAGUGGUGAUAAGUAUACGUGGGACUCUCUCCCCAAAGGAUGCCUUGACAGACCUUACAGGAGAUGCGGAGCGCCUGCCGGUGGAAGGCCACCAUGGAACGUGGUUGGGGCACAAGGGAAUGGUUCUCUCUGCUGAGUACAUUAAGAAGAAGCUUGAGCAAGAAAUGGUGCUUUCCCAAGCAUUCGGCCGAGACCUGGGCCGUGGGACGAAACACUACGGCCUAAUCGUGGUGGGCCACUCGCUGGGCGCGGGCACUGCUGCGAUUCUUUCCUUUCUGCUGCGCCCACAGUACCCAACCCUGAAGUGUUUUGCUUACUCUCCACCAGGGGGCCUCCUGAGUGAGGAUGCUAUGGAAUAUUCAAAGGAGUUUGUUACAUCUGUAGUGCUGGGAAAAGACUUAGUUCCAAGGAUUGGGUUAUCUCAGCUUGAAGGAUUCCGCAGGCAUCUUUUAGAUGUUCUACAGAGGAGUAACAAGCCAAAGUGGCGGAUCAUUCUAGGGGGCACAAAGUGUAUACCUAAAUCAGAACUUCCCGAUGAGUCUGAGGGGAUAACGGUGCCCAGUAAUCGUCUCUGGACCCACCCCAGUGACCUGACCAUAGCACUCUCAGCCAGCACACCGCUCUACCCUCCUGGACGAAUCAUUCAUGUUGUACACAAUCAUCCUGCAGAGCAGUGCUGUUUCUGGGAUCAAGAGGAGCCAACCUACUUUGCCAUUUGGGGAGACAACAAAGCGUUUGAGGAAGUAAUCAUCUCACCGGCCAUGCUGCAUGAACAUCUCCCACACGUAGUCAUGGAAGGACUGAACAAGGUUUUGGAGAAUUAUAACAAGGGUAAGACUGCCCUUCUCUCAGCUGCCAAGGUGAUGGUGAGUCCAACAGAGGUGGAUCUGAACCCAGAACUGAUCUUUCACCAGCCACCACACCUGUCUCCCCCUAUCUUGGAGGUGAUACCUGCCAUAAUGCCUGGGACAAAUGCCAACAGGAGGAACAGCAGUACCAAGAGUAAACAGUCUGAGAUCAGCUUUGAGGGAUUUUAUGACUCCCGGCUUCUUUCCCCGGUGCUGAAAGAUCCUGUCGAACUUCUACUGAUGAGCACGAAGGAUUGUUUGGCAGUGUCUCUGCAGGACCGCAGAGCACCGUUGGCAACAAUGGAGAGCCUCUCAGACAAUGAGUCCGUAUACAGCUUUGAUUCAAGGCGUUCCUCUGGAUUCAGAAGCAUUCGUGGUUCCCCCAGUCUGCGAGCUGUUCUAGAGCGUGACGAGACACACUGCUUCUUCAUUGACCCCACCAUUCCAGAGGAGAAUCCAUCCCUAAGCUCCCGCACUGAGCUUCUAGGAGCAGAUGCCCUUUCUAAGCACUCUCAGGAGAGCCAACACACAGAGAUUGUUCAAAACAGUGGACGUUCAUCGCCGGGAGACUUGCCACCCUGGGAGGAGGAAGUGGUGGCAGGAGCCGAGAUCACCAGGGUACAGACCCCAACCCAGGAGGAGCUGGCACUACAGAAUGGGCGCCUCACAGAUGUACCAAGCCCCCAAGUGUUAGAGUUUGCAGAGUUUAUAGACAGUCUGUUCAAUCUAGACAGUAAAAGUGGUUCUCUACAGGACCUCUACCAUAUAAUGGUAUCAGAAGGAACAGACCGUGAAAUGCCCAAGUCUGUUAGUGAUCAAGAAAUUCUGCUAAGGGCACAGUUUGAGCCAAAUCUGGUGCCGAAACCUCCCAGACUCUUUGCCGGCUCGGCAGAUCCUUCAUCUGGUAUAUCUGUGUCGGCCUCUUUCCCUCUCAGCUCUUCUAGUGAGCUUAUGGACCUGACACCCACAGGAAUGAGCAGCCAGGAGUGCCUGACACCUGAUCCCAAACGGACUGCCACGCCAACAGGGCCCAGUUAUGGCAAACAGGACGAAUUGCUCAUCUCGGCUCUCUAGCAGAAAGCACACAGGAAACUGGGAUAUGUAGUGGGAAUGCAGCUUUAGGAGCAGAAUCCUGCAGGGUUAUGAAGAGAUAUACCAGAUCUUAAUUACCAGUGGUAAUUGAGUUGGCAAAGAGAGCUGCCCUUCUGCCAUCAAGUUCUAUGCCUGUGGCACCAUUGUGUUGCAGACCAUGCAGCAGCUAAAAUGGAUUUUAGAAUUUUUGUGAAGAUCACAAACCCAGGAAAGUGAUGCAUUGCACUAAGAGGAUGCCGCCUCAUGGCAGUCUUGCAUGACUCAUCCUUUACCAGCCAAGGCUACUUGCCAACCAAUGUCAUUGGUCUGUUAAUGGGGGGCUUACGAGAGAACUGAAUUGGCUUUCAGGGUCGCUUACUCACCGUCUGCCCAUGAGAAUUUACAUAAGGCCAUACUACUACACUUUGCUGCCCAGUAAAGGCAUAUAGUCACACUACCAUGUUUCACUCACUGUUGGGCAAACAGGGAAACCGUCUACCCUUUGCCCCUUCAUUGCUUUCCUAUUUAUACGUUAUGUUUCCUGUCCAGAUUGUAUAAAUGAAUGCAUGAGCAAUGGGAAUGGAAACUUGGGCGUUUAUAGUUGGCAUUAAGCUGUAAGGGCCCCAUAAUUUUACUAGUGCAAAGUCAAUAGCAAGUAGUGCAAAUACUUUCCGACUUUACUUUGUGCACAGUUUAGUGAUGUCUUAUAGUUCAUGAGAAUUGCGUGCAAUGGCACACCACUGAAAAAAUGCAUUUGAAAGAAAACUAAGGCAAGUGGAAGCUGCUCUACACGGGUUCA
Molecule: messenger RNA, 4192 nt
Organism: Pseudophryne corroboree (corroboree frog)
Lineage: Eukaryota; Metazoa; Chordata; Amphibia; Anura; Myobatrachidae
Gene: DAGLA
Product: diacylglycerol lipase alpha
Exons: 20
Coding region: 295-3396 (1033 amino acids)
Biological process (GO): diacylglycerol catabolic process; arachidonate metabolic process; retrograde trans-synaptic signaling by endocannabinoid
Cellular component (GO): dendrite membrane; postsynaptic membrane; cytoplasm
Molecular function (GO): lipoprotein lipase activity
Source: RefSeq, a predicted model, not a curated record